AUUGGAUCCCACAUCUAAGAUCACCUGAAAAAUGUCUGCCAUCGCCAACACCGGAGCGCUCAAGGGCGUCACCAUCUUCAUCACUGGCGCCAGUCGCGGCAUCGGCAAGGCCAUUGCUCUCAAAGCGGCGCGCGAUGGUGCCAACAUUGUCAUUGCUGCCAAGACCACCGUCCCGCAUCCCAAGCUCCCCGGCACCAUUUACACGGCGGCAGAGGAGAUUGUUGCCGCCGGCGGUCAGGCUCUGCCCUGUGCGGUCGACCUUCGCAACGACGACCAGCUCAACGAGGCGGUCAAGCAAGCGGUGGCCAAGUUUGGCGGCAUUGACAUUCUCGUCAACAACGCCUCCGCCAUCAGCCUGACUGGCACCGCCGAGACGCCCCUGAAAAAGUUUGACUUGAUGAACGGCGUCAACGCUCGCGGUACCUACUCGGCCUCGCAAGCCUGCUUGCCUUACCUCAAGAAGAGCAAAAACCCGCACAUUUUGAACAUUUCGCCGCCGCUGAACAUGCGCCCCAAGUGGUUCAAGAACCACGUCGCAUACACCAUGGCCAAGUACGGCAUGUCGAUGUGCGUUUUGGGCAUGUCUGAGGAGUUCCACGACGACGGCAUUGCUGUCAAUGCUCUUUGGCCGCAAACUGCCAUCUCGACCGCUGCCAUGGACAUGCUCGCCGGUGGCGAGGCCGACAAGGUGUGCCGCAACACGCACAUCAUGUCGGACGCCGCGUACGUCAUCCUCACCCAGAACAGCCGCCAGGCCAGCAACACGGGCAACUUUUACAUUGACGAGGCUGUCCUCCAGCGUGCCGGCAUCAAGAACUUUGACCAGUACGCGUGCGUCCCUGGCUCCAAGCUGAUGCCCGAUUUCUUCCUCGAGGACCACGACAACGCUGCCGCUCACGAGUCUCUCAGCCAGAUUGGCGGUCGUACUCCCUCCAUUGAGGCGAACGCUCGCGCAUCGCUGCAUUCGGAAAAGGCUGCCGCCACUGCUGCUGCCCCGGCUGCUGCUGCUGCUGCUCCCGCUUCCAAGCUGGACAAGAUCUUUGUCGGCGUGCGCCCCGCCCUCUCUUCCGCCAUUGUUGAAAAGACCAAGGCCACGUUCCAAUUCCAAGUUGCCCAGAACGACGGCUCCACUGGCUUGUACUACAUCGACCUCAAGACCGGCUCUGGCGCGUCCGACAAGGGCGAGAUUGCCAAUCCCGACGUCACCAUGAUCCUGUCCGAGGAUACCCUGGUCAAGCUGUUCGCUCGCGAGAUCAAGCCCACUGCCGCCUUCUUUGCCGGCAAGCUCAAGAUCAAGGGUGACAUGACCAAGGCCAUCAGGCUCGAGACCCUCAUGACCACUGCCAAGCUUUGAGAGUCUGCCCUUUCGUUUGUUUUGAGUGUGAAAUAAAACCAACGCUUUUCGUUCCUAGGCUUUGCUUCGUUGUGAAAUAAAAAUUGAAUCCUAAUGUUACA
This is a messenger RNA of Capsaspora owczarzaki ATCC 30864, 1455 nucleotides long. Its product is annotated as SCP2 sterol transfer family protein. NCBI's taxonomy places the organism in Eukaryota, Filasterea, Ministeriida, Capsasporidae. The transcript is spliced from 7 exons. Gene Ontology annotation, cellular component: mitochondrion. Bases 32 to 1354 code for a protein of 440 amino acids. The record is from RefSeq and is a predicted model, not a curated record.